GGAAGCUACUCUUGGUCCUUUUAGUAUCAUAACAACAUAGACGCUGAUUUCAUGUAAAGAGAUUUGUAGCAUUAAAUGGGACUUCUUACCAUUCUCAAGAAAAUGAAACAGAAAGAAAAAGAAGUCAGGCUACUUAUGCUGUAUCCUUUAUUUUUUUAUUUAAAAGUAUAAAAGUUAACAUCAUUUAAUAGUUCAAAUAGGUCUUAGGAGCCUAAAGUAUUUUAGAAUUUAACAAUCAGUCACUCAGUCAUUUGGAGUUUGUGACGAAAAUAUUAUUAUAAUUACAUUAGAAUAAGACACUUAAACUUAGAUAGGCUGUGACUUAGUCAGGGUUAGUGCUUAUAUAAUUUUACCAGACAGUAUUGUGUAUACUGAUAAAGAAUAUAAUAAAUAGUGAUCAUAGUCAGACACUAUACUCACCAUAUAGAUAGUGAUAGUCUAAUCUAAAUAGUGACAGGACCGAUCAGAUCGAUAGUAAUAAGUCUAAGUACAUCAUAUAAUAUAUCAUAUUAUAUAACAUUAUUAUUAACAUGUCAUGUCAUUUCAACAUCAUUUGAUUAUCUUCAUAUUCCUUUUGAUUAUUCAUAGAAGAGAGAGGGAUAGUCAGUUAUAAUGUCAGGUCAAAGCAUGGUACCGGUAUUAAAGGAAAUGAUAAAAGAUACCCUGCACAUUUUUAUUUUACUUGGACAGUAAAGCUGAAAAAUAUUAAUUUGGUAAAUUUAAAGUCUCUGCGCCAGGGCGUUUCCCAUGGCCGCCAUCUUGGUUGUCAUGACCAAUGAAAAGUCACAGGUCAUGCAACCAAGAUGGCGGCUGUGUUAAAAAAAACUCAUGUCUGCUAAAAUUACAAACCAUAACACUAUUACUAACCCUAAAACUAUCCCUAAACCUAACUCUACCACUAAACCUAACCCUAAACAUAACCCUCAACUAAAAUAUGUCAGUGUGCGGCUACAGUUACACACUGAAACUGGUAAGAAAACUCUAAAAAUGAAGAAAGACAAUACAAAAUAAUUGUAAAAUAAUGAAAACCCAACUUACAGCUUCAUAGAAUACACUUUAACAUACUUUAUUUCAGGUUCCACCAAAAAAAAAAAAUCCAAAAGUUGUCAGAAAAUCAAAUUAAUACAAUAAUUAAACCCAUUGGAAAAUUUAAAUAUUAUAAUUAACCAACAAAUGAAAUUAUAAUUUACAACAACAUUCCAUCGUUGUAUUGAGGAAAAUUAAACUCUAGUAACAACAAGAAGAUCCAAAAAAAGGGAGAUAAUCCUACUCAGACACAAGCCAUGGCGAAGAGAACGUUAAUUGACCAUUAAUUUUAAUAUAGUUAUAUUCAAUCCAGGUAAAAAAUUGUUUAGCAUAAGGUAUAUUCAAACUUAAAGGCAAUACACUAGAAUGGACCUUUCGGCAUAAAACCUUCCUUAGCAAAAAUACAAAACAAUAUCAGAAAAAAAGAUAGGCACUUCGCUCUACAUGGUUGACAAAAGCAAUUUCCUUAUAAGGUGGGGAUUACUCAACUUAUAGCUGAAAUUUAUUAAAGAAAAUUAAUCCAACACUAACUAUUAUAAUAAUUUAUUGGCAAAGGAUGUAUUCCAUCAUCUGGAUGUCAGUUCCUUAAUUAUUUCAUUAGCGGGCUUGAUAAUGCUGGUAAAACAACCAUCCUAAAAAAGUUCAAUGGGGAAGAUAUUGACACCAUCUCACCUACUUUGGGCUUCAACAUUAAAACACUGGAGCACAGAGGGUAGGUCAUCUUAUUAUGAUGCUAUUCUAAUAAGUUAGCAUAUUUAUGUAUUAAUGGUUCAUGAAAAGGGAGAAUUAGAAACAAAGCAACAAAUUUUUUCCCCAAGUUUUAAUUUUAAAAAAAAAAUGUUUUUAAAAUCAGUAUUUAUCUUUACAGGUUCAAACUAAACAUUUGGGAUGUUGGAGGACAAAAAUCUCUGCGGUCUUACUGGAGAAACUAUUUUGAAAGUACAGAUGCACUGAUAUGGGUUGUAGACAGUGCUGAUCGCAUGAGACUCAGUGAUUGCAAGAAAGAACUUCAUAGCCUAUUGGUUGAAGAGGUUGCAUGAUGGAAAAAGAAUUCUAUCUCUGAAAUUUGUCUAAAAAAUUGAUAUCCAUCUCUAUUACAGAGCAUUUGUUUAAUAAAAAGAUAAUAUUAUUAAUAUUAGUUAAUAUUAGCACUUACAGAAUUUUACCACACCUUAGUUAACCAAAGUUAGAAAUUACAAAGAAAUAAUUACAUUCAUUCGACAAAAAUUAACUGCACCAGUAUUUAUUUGCAUAAAAAGGUGGUUAUUUGAUAUUAUGUUUUAUGAUAGUGAAAUUUUCCAAGAAUUAAAUUAUUCUCACCAUUAUGUUACAUGGAUCCCAAUUAAUUUUAUUUUCUUACACCUUUUCUUUAGCGUCUUUCUGGAGCAACUUUGUUAGUGUUUGCAAACAAGCAAGAUUUGCCUGGUUCAUUGACUGCAAGGGAAAUUAGAGAGGUUAGUCAUAUGGUUAUGUAUGUUAUUUUUCUUAGCAGUUUCAUCCAUAUCCUACCACUUCCAGAUCCUUGCAAAUACUUAUUUAUGUAAAAAAUACCAGAAUUUUAUUUUGAAAAUUGAAUACAAUUUAAAAUUUUAAAAAAUCUAUUUUAGUAGAUGAAAGGGCCAGAAUUAAGCAGACAAAUAUGCAAUCUCCUAAAGAAAAUUAGUUUCAAAAUCUGGCAAAAAUGUUACAGUAAUUAAACCAAUAAACUCAAAUCGAUAUUGUGCCAUAAAUAUGUGUGGGAUAAACAGAGCUGUGCAUCAUAGGGAUUAAAAAAAAAUAAAAAUUGUGUUUCACUUGCUCCUCCAGGCUUUGGAUCUAGAUUCCAUCAAAACACAUCAUUGGUUGAUUCAAGACUGCAGUGCAGUGACAGGUGCUAAUCUGUUGAACGGCAUGGACUGGGUUGUCAAUGACAUUGCUUCUAGGAUAUUCACAAUGGAUUAAAUUUAAUUCUUUAUCCUAAAUUAUUUCAGGGGUUCUUUUGUUUUCAAUAUUAUAUGUUCUUUGUUACAACCAGUUAAGUAUCUUAACUGGAAAUCUCAAAAUCUCCAGCAAUCUUAACAAAACUUUAAGACUCUUUUUAAGCGUGUAAAAAACAUUAUUUUGCAUCUAAAUAAACAUACACUUACUUUAGACAACAUGAUUUAUAUUUUUAAAUUUUCACUUGCAUUAAAAUUAUGAAUGACUCACGCUUAGUGAAUUUCUUUUUUUAAAGCUAGAUAUGUUAGUCUCCCAGUGGUUAAUGAGGAAGGAUAUAACUAAAAACACAGUAGGAUAAGAGAUUUAAAGAGAGACUUCAACAAUUGUUUUUUUUUGUGUGUGGCAAGUUUUAAGAACAUAAAAUGUGUGCAUGCUCUUUAAUAUUAUUGGUUUUCCAGCCUGUCAGUUAAUGUGUGCUUGCCUGGCAGUUUAUGUGUCCUUACAGUUACAAAGUCAACAUUUAUUUUCUGCAAUGCUUUAAAUGCUAAAUCUAAACUCAUAUUUUCUCAAAUGAAAUCGAGAUUUCAAUGAAUUCAAAUUUCAAAGGCAUUUAAUGGAAAUUUAUUAGUCAUCACAUGCAUUUCUUUUUUAACACAAUUUUUUUUUUUUAUUGUGCUUUAAAAAUCAUUUGGAAUCACAUGAUUGUGGGCUUUUAAUAUUUACAUAUUCUUGAAAGGUAUGAGACAGAGAUUUUUUUUGGAUAUUAAACAUGAUUCUUUGAAAUUCUGAUUUUUUCUUUAUUUCUUUUUAUCUUAAAAUUGCAAGAAAUGGGUUAGAUAAAAAUGGUAACUCUCCACAGUUGUAUUCCAUUAAAACAACAGAAUUAUUUCAAUAUGUUUUAGAGAGCUCUAUUCAUUAUCACUGUAUGAACUUAUUCUUUUUAAAAUGCUCUUUGAUUAAUUAAAUUUUAUGCCGUUUGAAACCAAGACAAUCUAAAUCUGUAUUGUUUUGUGUUGUAAGUUAUUUAAAGUUUUUUUUUUUUACAAAAAUAAUGGUUGGAAAUAUUUUAGUUGCACAAUUUUAAUCUUUUCAUUUUAUAUUUUCAUAUAGGUGAUACCUGAAACUUUAAUACUGUAAGCCAUAAGCAUAAGCAAAUGGCUGACAAUGAUAAAUUCUCAAUCCUAAAAGAAAGAUAUAUUUGGUCAGUGUAGAAAAUAUUUUAUAUAGAUGCAGCAUACAUAAUUAAUUGAUUAGAUUUAUCAGCUGAACCUUAUAAAAUUCCUGGGCUAUCAUUUGGAGAGGAAUUUGUACGAGUUUAAAAGAACUCUGUUACAAUUUCACUUGUACAUUUAGAGUGAUGGUUAAAAUAAUUUUGAAUCUAUUUUAUCUAAAAUGAAGAAGAUGAACUGAAUGAUCCUCCUAAUAUGCAGAAAACAUUAGGUGUCAUAGUGAUCUUGUAUGCUUUCAAAGUUGAUCGCGAUAGUAACAUGAUAAAAGAAAGACUCUCAAAUUCUCUAUCAAUUCUUUUCUUAUUGUAAUCUGUCUCCAUCAUUUUUUUUUUGUCAGGCAUUCAAAAUUUUAGUGGUUGUUUCUAAUUACAUUUUUAAUUUAUUAGACCAGUCGGGUGCUUUAUUUUACUUUCUUCAACUGAGUAGCUAAUUUGAUCUCAACUGAACAUGAUUCAUUCUAAGCUCAUCUUAAUUAAUUAACCCUAAUGCGGUAUAUUUUCAUUGAAAAAAAAAAAAUAUUAUUUUUAUUUUGUAUAUAUCUGCAAUGUUGAGAUACCCAUAUAUUUGUGAUGUAUUUAUUUGAGCCUAGCUUUUUAUUCCAGUUUUAAAUGAUUUUAUUACAUUUAUUUAUUUUUCAGCUUUCUUCUUGCCAAUUAAGAUAUCUUCCUCUUAUCAACUGUGAAAGAAAAAAAAAAUUCAGACUUUUUAUCCAGAAAAAAAAUUUCUUUUUUUCUUUUGGCCAGCACCUUUCAUAACAUGACAUUGUUGUAC
Lymnaea stagnalis (great pond snail) is the source of this 4943-nucleotide messenger RNA. Lineage: Eukaryota; Metazoa; Mollusca; Gastropoda; Lymnaeidae. The record is from the annotation of a GenBank genome assembly.